Mollisia scopiformis is the source of this 1378-nucleotide messenger RNA. RefSeq lists its product as uncharacterized. The record is from RefSeq and is a predicted model, not a curated record. Lineage: Eukaryota; Fungi; Ascomycota; Leotiomycetes; Helotiales; Mollisiaceae. The coding region runs from base 176 to 1021 and encodes 281 amino acids. The transcript is spliced from 2 exons.
CUCGGCAAAUGUCACUGUAGCUUCUGGCUGACACCGAUCCCAAGCGCAGCAACGUCGCAUUUCAUUAAGUUCUCUUGCCAUGACUUCGCAGCUCAAAUGAUCGGAUCAAUAUGUAAAUGAUUUGAGUACUGCUUCAGAAUACUUACAUUUCAAUUCCAAGACAAAAAUUCGAACGAUGAGUGAUUACGAGAAAUACCCAGAGCUGUACGCUCAAGAUCGGCAAAUAGACCCGCAGACAAGACAACGAACCGUCCCAAUGAAAGUCUUGAAUCUAAGCAUGAUACGAACGGGAACAACAUCAAUCCAACGUGCACUUGAGAUCCUGGGAAUCCAACCCGUAGCUCACGGCUUCACAAUCUUCACCCAGAGCCACGACCUCCUGAUGUGGCAGCGCGGCCUGCGCACCAAAUACUGGCCCACACCAAACACUGCCCCUUUCGACCGGCAAGAAUUCGACAACCUCCUCGGACAAUACGAAGGAUUGUCCGACUGGCCCUGCAUUGCCUUCUCCCAGGAGCUCAUCGCAGCAUACCCCGAAGCGAAAGUCAUCCUUGUCGAGCGCGAGAUCGAGUCAUGGUAUAAAUCGUUCACGACGACAGCCACGAAUAAUGUGUUCUGGGACGUGUUUUAUUACAUCGCGAUGCUGGAUUAUUAUCACUUGGGUCAGUUCCAGAUCAUGACGAGGUUGUUGGUUAAAGGCUGGUUUAAAGCGGAGAACCAGGUGGAGUUUGAGGCGAAUGCGAAGAGGGUUUAUAGGGAGCAUUACCAGAAUGUGAAGGUGUGGACGCCGAAGGAGAAGUUGUUGGUUUUUGGGUUGCAGGAGGGGUGGGAGCCUUUGUGUAGGUUUCUGGAUGUUCCUGUGCCGGAUGUUCCGUUUCCGAGGAUCAAUGAUUCGGAGGAGUUGCAGAGGAGGAUUAAUGUUAGCUUGAAGAUUUCGAUGAUGAGGGUGUUGAAGAAGGCUGCGCUGGUGGUGGGGGCGGUAGGAUCAGCAAGUGUGGCCUGGUGGAUGAGGAAAUCGUGAUUUAGAAAGUUUGUAUUCAUAAACGUACUAAAAACAAAGAGUGAAAGCACCCUGAGUAGGUGUCAAGAGAAUUUCUAGUGUGUUCUUACAAAGUACUUGUACAAGUCCCCCACUUCAUAUAAUCAAACACUUUUAUGAUGCACCUGAUCGUUGCUUGUAGAGGGAAUAGAAAGCCAAACUAGAUAGUAUACCCAAUAGAUUGGGUUCAAAAACCCAGAUAUCCUGAAUGAGAUUAUGACAGAUCCCCUAGUCCGAAUCGUCUCCGUUACCAAAUGAAUACUGAGCCUUCUCAAACUCUGACAUCUUCGUGAUAUCAUACUCAUGGCCACCUGGAUGUGUUCUUUUGAAUUUAGGAAA